UAUGUACUUAAUUGAAAUAAAAAGCUCAAAUACUAAAUUAAACAUUAAAACUAAACUUUUGUAAGGGAAAAAAAUUAAGUAAGAAAACUUAGGUACCAAAUUGAACAUUAAAUCCAAACUCAUGCCCCAAAUAGUAUAUUAAGCUGUAAAAAAUAAAAACAAAAAAAUCAACCCUUUAAUGGAUUACAAUUGUUCUUAUUUUUUGUCGAAUCUGAAGUUCAAAACAUUCCAAUAUUAGACAAAGUCUAUUCCUUGGGAACUUGCCUGUUUAAAGCAUUGCAGUUUGAGAUGGUUUUUUGCUUCCCAUCUACACCUAAGAAGCUGGCAAUGACUGUGGGUUGCUUCAUUGCUGGUGCGGGCCUUUUUGUUGUUGGUACGUAUCUCUCCUAUAUAAACGUUGCUCCUCAGCAAGCUCGAAUUAAAGCACGAAAUGACUUUGUUAAGGAACGGUUAAGAAAGAAAUAUGGCAAACCAUAGAAUUGCAUUGCACUGUUGCUUCAUCCUUGGUUCUUACUCACAUUCUCUGCUCUCAUUUAAUGUUUUUAUGGUAAUAAGAGUUCGCAUUAGAAUGUUACUUUGACUUUGGUUUUAUGGUAAUAACAAUUCUCUUUGUUGAUUUGGUUA
Messenger RNA from Gossypium raimondii (Peruvian cotton), 624 nucleotides. RefSeq lists its product as uncharacterized. The transcript is spliced from 2 exons. Bases 289 to 477 code for a protein of 62 amino acids. The record is from RefSeq and is a predicted model, not a curated record. NCBI's taxonomy places the organism in Eukaryota, Viridiplantae, Streptophyta, Magnoliopsida, Malvales, Malvaceae.